This is a messenger RNA of Rotaria sp. Silwood1, 369 nucleotides long. NCBI's taxonomy places the organism in Eukaryota, Metazoa, Rotifera, Eurotatoria, Philodinida, Philodinidae. The record is from the annotation of a GenBank genome assembly.
AUGAUAGAAUCUGAAGACUCAUCGGGCACUGCCAGAUUACGUGAAGAAUUAGCUAAAUACCGUGAACAACAUACUGAACUUGUCAAAUGUUUUGAUAUUCUCAAUGAGAAAUCGAAACGUGAAAAGAUCGAAUCAUUUGAAGAUCUCGAAAAAUCAAAAAAAAAAGAAACAAAAACAGUUCUUGUAAACUUGGCUCAAUUAACUAAACCAACUCCAUUGGAAGGUAUCAAUAUUGGUCUUUUUGGUUUGACAUCAACUGGAACAUCAACUAUAAUUAAUUCUCUUUUUGGUCAAAAUGUUGCUGAUACUGGUUUUGGUGAAACUACUACAAAAAUUACACCAUACAAUGGAAUUAUAUUUACACUAUGA